Messenger RNA from Hemisphaericaspora subhashii, 2121 nucleotides. RefSeq lists its product as uncharacterized. The transcript has a single exon. Gene Ontology annotation, cellular component: U2AF complex; commitment complex; U2-type prespliceosome. The coding region runs from base 1 to 2121 and encodes 706 amino acids. The record is from RefSeq and is a predicted model, not a curated record. Lineage: Eukaryota; Fungi; Ascomycota; Pichiomycetes; Serinales; Debaryomycetaceae. Gene Ontology annotation, molecular function: pre-mRNA 3'-splice site binding; poly-pyrimidine tract binding.
AUGUCAUCGACAACUAAUUUCUACUCCAGAAGAAGAGAUGACGACGAUAAUAACCCACCACGUAAUCCCACCACUACAACUAACACUACAACCGAUACUACGACUAAUCCAUCCUCAUCGAGGACAUCUGGAAAUAUCAGAAACCCAUCCAAUUAUUCAAGAAAUACCGAUACACCAAAUGAUAAUAGAGAUGCUUACUCUAGAAGAGGUGAUAGAUAUAGACCAAGUGAACCUGGGUCAUACAAUAGGAACGAUAAUGGGUAUCAGCAACCUAGGGAAUAUAGGGAUAGAGGUAGAGAAAGAGUAGCUGAGUCUUCUACUUCAUACAAUAGAAGCGAUGAGCAACAACCCAAAGACUAUAGGGAUAGAGGCAGAGAAAGAGCAAAAGAACCAAGUUCGUAUAAUAGAACUGAUGAUAGCUCGUCUCGGGAGUAUAGGGACAGAGGUAGGGAAAGAACAGUUGGGGAUAGUAGUCAACUGACUUCAUCACUGUAUAGAAGAAGUGAAGAUAGAAUAAGAGAUGACAGAAGAGGUGAUGACAGAAGAGGUGGUGACGACAGGCGUAGAGAUAAUCGAGGAAGAGAUGAAAGAAGUAGAUACGCUCCCAGCGAUGACAAUCAUUACACCCCUAGAUCCUAUCAAUCCCGAAAAAGAGAACAACCGUCCGAUCCUCUGUCAUCAUACAGACCAACCAAACAACCAAGACAUUACGAUUCACGAACUGCCGCUGCUCCGUCAUCCUCCCAUUAUCCAUCCCGUUCUGCCGAGCCUGAACUCCCACCCGCUGAAGAAAUCGUCCAGAUCGAGAAAGAAUUACAAGUAUUAUCCAAUAUCGAACCAAUUGAAGACCUUAAAGUGAUUGAUUCGAGAUGGGGCGUGAAACCAAAAGGAUUUGAACAAGUUUCGGCGCAACGUGCCAAAUUAUCAGGAUUGUUCCCCUUGCCGGGAUUCCCCCGUCCUGUUGAUUUCACGAAAUUAGAAGGAUUGAUUAAGGAUAGAUUAUCUAACAGUUCUGAUAUUUUGAUUGAAAGUUCGAAAAUUGACCCUGUGGAUUCUAAAGUGGCCAAAACUUUGGUUAUUCGGAAUGAUUUAUCCAAGAUUAAUUAUUUGAAAUUGGUGGAAUUCUUUAAUGAUUGUUUGAAGGUGAUUGAUAUUGAAUUGAAUGAAAAUGGGACUAGUAAUAUUCAUUCAAAGAAAAAGACUAAAGAUGAUAAAUAUUUGAUAAUUGAGUUUAAUGAUAGUGAAUGUGCUACUAUUAUCUAUUCGUUAAAUGGGAUGGAAUUGUUAUUUAAUGCAUAUAAAGAAGAAAAUAUCCCUCGAAGUUCUGAGAAUGAGAAAUUUAAAUUGGUGAUAACUAGACCAAAUGAAUAUCUUGUUCAAAAUCUCCCACAACAACCAUUAAAAGAAUCAGGCAUGAUUGAGGAAAUCGUGAAAGACAGUCCGAGAAAGAUAACAUUGGUUAUAUCCCCAGAUACAUCCGUCGAUUCAAUUAGAGAAGAAUUAGAAAAGAUCCAUCCACUUCAUGGAAUGCAAUAUUUACGACAAAAGGGAACCAAGGAUCCUCUUGGAAUUGUAUUUAUUGAAUUUGAAGUAAUUGAUAAAAAUCAUACAUUGCAACAACAAAUAAAUCAAUUAUCUACAUAUAUUGAUAAAAUCAAGAAGAUUUCAUUUGUUCAUAAUGUUUUCUUCUCAUGUAUUGAUUCAAAUAACCCAUUAGCAAAUAUUCAAGAUUCAAUUAUUGAUUUUCAUAAUUUGAAAGCAUUAGUCCGGAAUGAAAAAGUUUUCCCGCAUCCAAAGCUGAGAGUUAUUCAAAUCUUAAAUGCCGUCACGGUUAAAGAAUUAGCCGAUGAUGACAACUAUCAAUUAAUACUUCAAGAUAUGAAAUCUGAAGUUGGGAAAUAUGGAACCAUUAAAUCAAUUAAAAUCCCCAGACCUGAUCAUGAUUUCAUGCCUGAUUUAUUACAAUUUAAUCAACCUAGUUUAGGUAAAAUAUUUGUCGAAUUCGAGGAUGAGAAUAAUGCAUUUAAAGCGAUUAUGGGAAUAUCGGGGAUGCUGUAUAAUGAUAGAACUGUAUUAUGUUGUUUUUUCGAUUAUGAAGAUUAUCAAAAUGGAUUAUAUUGA